Molecule: messenger RNA, 2970 nt
Organism: Spea bombifrons (plains spadefoot toad)
Lineage: Eukaryota; Metazoa; Chordata; Amphibia; Anura; Pelobatidae
Gene: EDEM1
Product: ER degradation enhancing alpha-mannosidase like protein 1
Exons: 12
Coding region: 16-1800 (594 amino acids)
Biological process (GO): endoplasmic reticulum mannose trimming; carbohydrate metabolic process; mannose trimming involved in glycoprotein ERAD pathway
Cellular component (GO): membrane; endoplasmic reticulum
Molecular function (GO): mannosyl-oligosaccharide 1,2-alpha-mannosidase activity; calcium ion binding
Source: RefSeq, a predicted model, not a curated record
AGUGUUUACCCCGGGAUGCGGUGGUGCUCGGUGCUGCUUGGGCUGCUUUUGCUCCGUCUUGGGCUGCAUGCUCUGCGGGGCCUGAUCCCACCCGAUACGGUGCGGGCAGCGGCACAGGGGGUCUCCGCCGUGUGCAAAGCUACGUACGGACGCUUCUUUGUGGGCCCCGGAGAUGACUAUGGACGCCGGUACAGCUCCUUCCCCACCGGACUCCGCAUGGAGAUGCGGGAGAUGGCCCGGAACAUGUUCUCGUUCGGCUAUGAUAACUACAUGAAAUACGCUUUCCCCGAGGACGAGCUCAACCCCAUCUGGUGCCGAGGACGCGGCCCGGACACCGGAAACCCUUCAAAUCUUAACAUCAAUGAUGUCCUUGGAAACUAUUCUCUUACCCUGAUUGAUGCUCUGGAUACGUUAGCGGUCAUGGGGAACGCCACGGAGUUCCAGAAAGCCGUACGCUUGGUGAUAGACACGGUCUCUUUUGACAAAGAUUCCACGGUUCAGGUGUUUGAAGCAACCAUCAGGAUCCUCGGUAGUCUGCUGUCUGCUCACAUCAUCCUAACCGACUCCAGUCAGCCCUUCGGCAACAUGACAAUAAGUGAUUAUAACGAUGAACUUUUGCACAUGGCGCAUGACCUCGCUGUUAGGCUUCUUCCUGCCUUUGAGAAUACCGGGACAGGCAUGCCCUAUCCAAGGGUCAACCUGCAGAAAGGAGUCCCACCAGAUAGCCUCAACGAGACCUGCACUGCCGGUGCUGGUUCACUGCUGGUAGAAUUCGGCAUUCUAAGCAGGCUUUUGGGGGAUUCUACGUUUGAAUGGGUUGCCCGCCGCGCAGUCCGAGCCCUGUGGAGUUUAAGGAGCAACGAUACGGGGCUGCUGGGUAAUGUCGUAAACAUACAGACUGGGCAUUGGGUUGGGAAGCAGAGUGGAUUAGGAGCUGGGCUGGACUCCUUCUUUGAAUACCUUCUCAAGUCCUACAUUUUGUUUGGGGAGGAAGAAGACCUAGGCAUGUUUAACGAAGCCUACAAAAGUAUCCAGAGCCACCUCAGACGAGGACGAGAAUCAUGUAACGAGGGCGAGGGGGAUCCACCUCUGUAUGUCAAUGUGAACAUGUUAAACGGGCAACUGAUGAAUACGUGGAUUGACUCUCUGCAAGCUUUCUUUCCUGGGCUUCAGGUAUUGAAAGGGGACAUAGAGGAUGCUAUCUGCCUUCAUGCUUUUUACUAUGCAAUCUGGAAAAGAUAUGGAGCGCUUCCUGAAAGAUACAACUGGCAGCUACAAGCUCCUGAUGUCUCGUUUUAUCCCCUCAGACCAGAGUUGGUGGAGUCCACGUACCUCUUGUACCAGGCCACCAAAAACCCAUUCUACCUCCAUGUUGGGAUGGACAUCCUCCUGAGCCUGGAGAAACAUGCAAAAGCAAAGUGUGGAUAUGCUACUUUACACCAUGUAGUUGAGAAGUCCCAUGAAGAUAGAAUGGAGAGCUUCUUCUUGAGUGAGACAUGUAAAUAUCUUUAUUUGCUGUUUGAUGAGGAUAACCCUGUGCACAGAACUGGAAACAAGUAUCUCUUCACAACCGAGGGCCAUUUGGUUCCUCUGGACCCUCGUUUCAGAAAGACACCCUGGCAUGACUUCUUUUAUGAAGAAGGGAAAGGAGAGAAAAGUUUGGAAAAACUAUCUCAGACCAAGCUUCGCACAGCAAACUCCAGCACCAAUUGUCACAGAGUCCCUGAAGAGCGAAGGUUUUCUCUCCCCUUGAAGAGCGUCUACAUGCGUCAGAUAGAUAAGAUGGUGGGACUCCUAUGACCUCAGCGAGCUGGGAGCCGUCCCAGCAUGCGUACCCCAGAAUCCGAUGGAACUCUGGCCCUUCCCGCGUUACGAAACUGCACCUUCGUCUGAGGCCAUAUACAACCUGCCUAGAUGGGAGAAUUCUCCUCUGUUUACUGAGGAACAGCUGCUCCCUCUCUUGCACACGAUGGCAUCAGAUUUUGGAACUUGCUGUGUAAAUAAAUGAAACCCUCAGGGACUGUGCAAACGUACACACCACGUGUCUUCCAAAGGCUGCUGCGCCUUCCUUUAAGGUUUGCUUUCUUCAGGUCCAGUGCAGAAGUAGAAAGGAAAAUGCCGGACACUUCUGUGCUCAUUAAUCCUCGCAACAUAUUACUCGAGAGUGGAUUUUAAAAUCCCCAUCACUGCCGUAUCAUGUGUUUUCCUUUAUUGCUGCAGACCGAUCUUGGUUUUUUUCCACCCUUGGGAUUUAGUCUUCUCCAGAGAACAAAAAUAACUUGCCAAAACCUUUAAAUGUGCAUAAGCCAUGUUUUUCCCCCUAUAUUAUCAAAACCUACUAUUGCUUACAGGUGCAUAGGCCAUACAACCAUUUCUAAUACAAAAAUACGAUCUUUAAGUCUCUAUAGUCUCCCCUCCUACACGUGGGGUCAGUGCCUUAAAAAAAUACCUUUUUUAAUUUUAAUAGACAUUUUUUCCAUGCAGUUUAGGCUGGUGACAAUGUGUCUAAAUUUCAGAUUUGUGGAUUUUUUUUAUGUUUUUAUUUUUUUUAUAAAGACAAAAUCUGUAAUCGCAUCUUUUUACGUUUUAAAGAACAAAAAAAAAUCCUGACAAUGUGUCUAAAUUUCAGAUUUUUUUUUUUAAAUCAUGUUUUAAAGAACAAAAAAAAUCCUGAACUGUAGGCGGAGUUUGCACAAAAUGUGCCCCUUUUUUUAUGUUGUAUUCUGUGUUUCCGGGACAGCGAUGGGUUUUUAAGGUUUGGAAGCUAUAUUUGGAGGUCUCUCCGCAGCACCUGCCCGACCUCACAGACUGUGUGCCUUCCCACACUGACCUAAUUGUCUAAUCAUUACAAAAAAAGUAUUCAGGGAUUCUUUUUUUUUUUUUUAUAAAUAUGCUGAAGAACUAAUAUUUUUAUUUUUUUCAUUACAAAAUCCAAGUCUUAUAUUAAAAAUAAACAGGCAAAAAUAAAAA